Eimeria necatrix is the source of this 909-nucleotide messenger RNA. RefSeq lists its product as hypothetical. The transcript has a single exon. The record is from RefSeq and is a predicted model, not a curated record. The coding region runs from base 1 to 909 and encodes 302 amino acids. Lineage: Eukaryota; Apicomplexa; Conoidasida; Eucoccidiorida; Eimeriidae.
AUGAGCGCCGCCGCGGAGCCGCCGCAGAUCCAAGACUCCGACGGGGUGUCUGUACACCCCGACGCCCUGGGCCUCCCCGAGUGGACUUGGCCUUAUUUUCGAGCUGAAGGUCCUUAUUUGUACAUUCCGUUGCCAGCUGAGGACCCGGAGCACGGGCGGACUCGCGUUUCGGACGCAGCAGCAGCAGCAGCAGCAGCAGCAGCAGCAGCAGCAGCAGCGGGCGACGCGGCGCGCUCGGGCGCGACGGGCGGCUCCCCCGCAGGGCUGGGCCCGCUGCUGCGGCCGUGCGCGUCCGCGGAGUCCACCGCCGCAGCAGCAGCCAGCAGCAGCAGCAGCAGCAGCAGCAAGUGCCGGCACCUGCUGCACGACCUGCUGCUGCAGCGGGGCGGCGUGGAGCUGCUGCUGCAGUUCGUGUCUGCAUGCAAGCAGCACCUGCUGGUGGUCUGCACCGCAGGCCCCGCCCUCUGCGGCCACAGGGGGGUAGUCCAUGGGGGCUUUACUGCAGCACUAGCUGACAACUCUUUGGGGCUUUUGAGUCAUUUGCUGCUGCCAAAAGCAGCAACAAAAGCCCUUUUUGUGAAGUACUUGAGGCCUUUUGCUGCUGGCAGCACUGUGCUGCUGGAUGCAUGCGUUGCUGCAGCAAGUCCCUCUGCAUGCACCAUCCGCGCCACGCUGCUGGGGCCCGCCCCGCCGGCCCUCAAGGGCUGCUUCGCCCCGCAGCAGCAGCAGCAGCCGCUGCAGCAGCAGCCGCCGCUGCAGCAGCAGCAGCAGCAGCAGCAGCAGCAGCAGCAGCAGCAGCAGCUCAGCGGGCUCCACACGCUCCCGCCCAGGGCCGAGGGCCUCUGGGUCAUUGCCGUCGUUACUGGCGAAAUGGUCGACGUCAGCAAACUCUGGAAAGACGUCCUCUGA